Camellia sinensis is the source of this 995-nucleotide messenger RNA. NCBI's taxonomy places the organism in Eukaryota, Viridiplantae, Streptophyta, Magnoliopsida, Ericales, Theaceae. The record is from RefSeq and is a predicted model, not a curated record.
CAGCGGCAGCGGCUGUUGUACUGAGAAUGGAGGAGUUGAAGAAGCCAGAUCGGCCAUCGUUGAUGGCGAGGGUUUUAGAGAGAGAAAACUAUGAAUUUUAGAGAAAGAGAGAGUACUGGAUGUGGGUGAGUUUGGAGGUUGUAGAGAGAGAGUACUUGAUGGUUUAUUUUGAAAAGGGGUAAUAGUAAAGACGUUAAAUAUUUUAUCAAAUAAAGAAUUAAAUGUAUCAUAAAGUGUCGAUUCAUAAUUUUAUAGACUCAUACUCAUUAAAAUAUUUAAUUAUUUGCUUAUUUGAAAAUUUAAAACCCAUACGUUACAUUUUCCUUUGAAUGGAUAAAAGAGGAAAAACCAAACCCAGCCUUCCCUAUAAAUUCCCACUCCAUUCCUCUCCUUUCUUCCAAUUCCUCAUCCUCUAUUAAACUCUACAAACCCAUUCGUCCCUCUAAAUUCCCACUCCAUUUUUCCAUGGAAAAAGAAAUCCAGGAAUCCGAGGUCAUUUUCCCGGAAAAUGUUGAAGGGGAUGACCAUGACGACACUAAUAAGUGUGGCUUUUCAGGUCAUUUGAAUUCCCGGGUUCCGAGAAAUACAAAGCCCAAGCAGAGGAAUAAGAAAAAUAAUUCUGUUCCUGUGAAUAUUCCGGAAAAGGUCUCCGGGAAUUCAAGGUUUCAGCGCGUGGAAUCGGAUUUCUUCGACGACGACGACGACGAUGGAGGUGAGGUUGUGCCGCCACAUGUGAUAUUGGGUCGGCGGAUUUACGAGGGAAAAAUGGCAUUCUCGUUGUGCAGUGGAAAGGGGAGGACUCUCAAGGGAAGGGAUUUGAGCCAAGUUCGGAAUUCAAUUCUCAGGAUGACCGGUUUCUUGGAAACUUGAAAUGAAAAUGUUUUCUUUCCAUGACUGUUUAUAUCUGAAUUCUUAUUGACUGGAUCAUUUGUGGCAGAAAAAAUGAAAACUGGUAAUUUAUAGAAAGAGAAAAAAAGGAACAUAUCGUUCAUUGA